CGGUGUGCACGUGUGGUACGCGAUCGGUUAUUAGUAGCAAAGUAGUUGGUUCUCGGUUUUAUUUCGUUUGCUGGGCCUUUUCUUUCAGUCCGAAAGGUGUUACCGUUUGAUUGACGCUGGGGAGGCGGGUGGCAUUGAAAGAAACGUAAUGGUCGCAGCAUAACGUAGCAUACACACUCACACUGGGUGGAUUCGAUCGGCAGCACCAAAAGCAUCAUGCUGAACAGUGCCGAAAUUCUAUCCACCAUACCGUCACUCGGUGGCAAGGAUGCGUCCAACAAUCAUCAUCAGAACGGCCACCAGCCACACCGGGAGGUAGUCGCUCGAUGGCGCGUCCCGAUGUACGGGAAGGUGUACGAGAUUGAGUUCGAGCAUGGAACGGCCAGCGGAAAGAGGGUGCUGUGGAUUGACAAGCAGGAAGUGUUCCGGCGCGACUGGAUGUUCAAGCUGGUCGGUGAGGACAUGUUCAAGCUGGAGGACAAGCGCUGCAUCAUAAGGGUGGAUCCGUUGCCUGGCUUCCGCUACAGCUACUCCCUGUUCGUCGAUGGCAAAUCGUUCGAACAGUUCACCGAGUGCCAGGCAAAGGCACUGAAAACCUGGGAGACGAAGCUGGGCGACAAUUGUUAUCGGAUUGUGCUAGGUAGGGCUGUUGGGGCCUUUUGUGUGGGUUAUCUUUUAACCGCUUAUUCUAAAAUUUCAGAGAAAAAUACGCUAAACAUCUACGUGAAUGGAAAGUUAAUCGAGGAAAAUGGUGAGUUCGUAGAUGGCGGCACCGACACGACGUUUAUCGAGGACAACAACACGUUCGUCCUGAGCGCUCGAACCAGCGGCAACAAACGUGAGGGCAUCGUGCACCGGCUAACCGUGAACGGAACGGAAAUUCUUGAUGCCGGUACGCUAAACUGAAGAGGAACGGAAAUGAUAAAGUAAAAGAAUUAUACAACGCGAUACGAUGUACAGGAGAAUUAGCUAAAUAAAAUUGAUAGUUUCAAUACAGGAGACAAGUGCGUCUUUCGGAUAGUAGGCGCGUUUGUUGACAAGAGACUCUGGAGAGGUUUUUUUUUGUAAUUUUUUAUUUGAAAUAAUUUCAAUUUUCAGCGAUCUCAUUACAGCUUGAUACGUCCUCCUUCCCGCUCUCUUUCACUCUUGCGAUUAUGUGCUUCUGUCACUCAGUGGAUUUCCCUCUUUUUAUCAUAAUUCCCACCCCUCUCCACCGGUAUCGUCUGCCUCUGCCCCCACUGUCGGGGGUACCGUCUUAGUGUUUCGCAUUUAUAAUUUAAUCGUAUUUUUGUAUCUUUUCCAUUUUUUUCUACUUCAUCCUUUGUUUUACUCUUAUUUCUUUGCAACGAACGAGGCGAAAGUAUUCUCAACUAGGGCACGAGAAUGUGGGGAAGGGCGACUGAAGAGCUUAAAACACAUUCACGCACGCAAACACCCAGACACAUAUCAUCCCGAAUGAAAAGCGAUCGGUUUAACUAUAAAUACAUGUUAUAAAAAUUGAUACUGAUAAGGUGGUUCUAAAGGAUAAGUGCUCACAAUAAAAUAUUUGUUACUGUCAGGGUGAAAAAUACUUGUUAGCAAAUCGAUUACUGCAAGGCAAUUGGAAAUGAGAAAUCUAUUUUUAAACGCGCACCGGCAAUUGAAAUAACAGGAAAUAGUUAAAUGCAAAUCGAAUGCAAAAAGAAAGGAUUCUGUUAUCGUCGCGAUACGCGCACCAUUUAGUCGGGCUAGUUGUAGAUGAUGGUAAAAAGAUGAUAAAGAAUUUAAAUAAAAAAAGUACACGCAACUAAUGGUAAUUGCUAACCCUUACAUUCUAGGACAAAACCGAACAAAAUGACAUGUCUUCCGUCGUAGCCUACAUCGUAUCCCUUCCCCUAAGCGAUCAUCAGGUGCCGGAAACAGGUUAUCUGCGUGCUCCAGCUGGUUGCUGGUUCCUCUUUCCUUUUCCAAAAAUGGAAUGCUCCCGUUGGUCGCACACCAGGCGACUCGUUAAGGAUUUACUCAGCAACAUGGAAUGAACUCAUUACCAGUGACAUGCCUCGAUGAAAAACAAUAAUUUGUUUCGAUUACGCAAUUAAUCUAUUCACGCACUCCACAUCGCGGCGAGAUAAUUUUGAUUUUAAAACACAACAGCUUGUUUAUCAGCCAUCAAGAUCAUCAACAUUACAAGGGACAAACUGAAGGCCCACGGUCCGGCGAUCUGAUAGAAUUUUGCACAACAUAUUAACAAUCAAACAGACGCAAGAGAUGAUAUAAAAAGGGUUUCGAAGUUCAAACAGGUAAUAGAAAGAAUCUUCGAUCUGAAAAAACGUAUAUUCUCCCCUCCAUCGCUGCCCCUACCACUCAAGAUCUUCUUCAGCAUCUUUACAGCUUAGUGUUUGUGUGUUGGCUUAUCCUUGCAUAGAUAUAGUUUUUUUUUUCGUUCUGUUUUGCAGUGCGUUUUCCUAAAGUUUGGUUGUUUGCUUUGUUUUGUCAGUGUUUAAUAGUUCUUUUCUCAUAUGUUUGCUAUAGUAGUUCCUGAACUCAUGUACAAAAGUUGCAAACUACAACAGACGUCGCUCGUUUCACACUCUUUUGAUCGUUAUCCUACAGAUGAUACUUAUUUGUGGAGCAAAUCGUAAUCCAUCCUUACAGAUGUUCCCACACAGCGGGCCAACGCAACACACUCUUUUCCUUGUUAUCUCUUGCUUGCGGACCUUUUCGUUCUUAUCUGCUUUGCGCUCUGUGUUUUUUUGUUUUCCAUUUUUUCUAAAAUAUUUAAAAUGCUAAAAAACAUUCGACCAUUGUCCAUUCACUUAGUUUCAUCGGGAUCGUCCCUACAAUCGUUCUUAGUUACAAUUAAUUUUCUCUUAUAUUCAUUCCUUGCUAUUUUCUCAUCCCAUUCUGUGCAUUCGCUUUUACUUAUUUUCUUUUCUUCAUGCUGUCCAUUCAUU
Anopheles aquasalis is the source of this 2933-nucleotide messenger RNA. RefSeq names its product fas apoptotic inhibitory molecule 1. Gene Ontology annotation, biological process: negative regulation of extrinsic apoptotic signaling pathway via death domain receptors. NCBI's taxonomy places the organism in Eukaryota, Metazoa, Arthropoda, Insecta, Diptera, Culicidae. The record is from RefSeq and is a predicted model, not a curated record.